AUGGCGCCAAAAACACGAUCUGGAGGACAGCCCGACAGCGAACGCGUCUACCACUCGAGUCCCGCGUUGAAGCAGACCAAGUUCCCCCACAAACGCACCACAAUCCGAGGCUACGGCCAAAGACCCAAGAACCUACGACGAAAGAUCGCGGCCCGCGACUCCUCCCCAGCCGACAUAGAAGAAGAGAUUGAGACGAACGCCAAGUCGCCGAAGCAGAGCACUCUCACGCAGUUCAACUGGGUUGACCGCGGCCCAAUCGAAGAUGACGACGAGCCAGAACGCCCCAGAGGCAAGAAGAGACGCAAGACGGAAGGCGAUGCGCCCAACUCUUCACCGCCACGUUCUACUUUCCACACACAAACCCUGACCCAAGCAUACCCGGGACUAUCAUUCUCUAGCAAGGACGAGGACCCAAGCGAAUUGCAGAUCGACGACUCCGAGGAUGAGAACCUCAGCUUCGUCUUUGAAGAUGCAAGCGAGAGCGCAGGCAAGCCCGGCGUGGACCAGCCCGUUGCCAGCCGGACGCCCUCUGUAGUACCGCAGACCCCCCAAAACAAGCGUAUUCACAGGGAAGUGAUCCCGUCGUCACAGGAUUCCCCCCUCACGCCCAUGUUGGCUAGAUAUAGCCCUGCAAAUAAGCGAUCACCGCUUAAACAUAAGUCUACCAACGUCAUGGCGCCUCUCCCCGAAGUUUCCGAGCCGCCAAAGCUCCCUCGUCCUCGAAACAUGGUCGUAGAAGACUCGACGGUCACCAAAAGUCCAACAUCUUCAAGUAUCGACCCAUCUCCGGGAAAGGAGAACCGAGAUCCCCUCACAGUUCACGCCGCGACUGCAAAGGCUGUCCGAUUUGUCACGCCCCGACCAUCGCAGCUUAUGCGUCCACCGCAAAGCCGAGUACUGGGAGAGAUCAGCAUCCCGGAGGACGAAGCGUCCGAAGAAAAUGUUGAGCGGGACGUCAGCCCAUCCCCUCUGCGACGCAAAUCAACACCAAAGUCAUGGGAGCGUGAGAUUGCAGAUUCUGAAGACGAGUUCGACGAGCUGGGGGAGACUGAUCUGAUGGAGGACGAAGACGAAUAUGGCGCAGUAGGGCACGAAACGCAGAUGCUUGUCGAGGAUUUAGUGAACUCAUCUGAGAAGUCGUCCUCCGCCGAGGGCUCUGCAGUGGACUUACCACCCGUGCAACAACAGGUCACGCACGACAAGUCUCAUGUUGUCGAUGCUGCGCAGGCAACAACUGCAGGACGUGUCAGCGAACCUUUCACGUCAUCACCUCAACUUCCCACGCCAAGGCCGAUAUCUCAAGCCACCACACAAUCACAAACCCAGACACAGUCGCUAGACGAUUUCUCCCAGAUCACCCCAACACAAUGUCGAAGUCAGCCAACCCAAGCUAUGGAAAGUCAGCGAAUUUCCUUGGAGCAAAUUCACGCUAUGGGACCUCAGACGGACAGAUCCGAUAUUUUCAUCUCCAUCCACCCAGAGCACGUCGACGAGAUUAUCAAGGGCGCCAAGAACCAUGAAUUCCGCGGCUACCGAAUUCCCAACGUUGUCACCCGCAUGUGGAUUUACGUCACGGCGCCGAUUUCCAUGUUGAGGUACAUGGCCGUGAUUUCCAAUUUCAAGCAGCCCGGCGAGAUUGAGGAGAAUGGCCUGGGUAACGCCGAAUUCAACACUGGCAAGAAGCAAAAUAGCUUUGCCUACGAGCUGCGAGAGGUCUACGAGCUGAAUAAUCCUGUAUCUUUAGCGGAGAUGAAAGAGCAUGGGUGGGUUGCUGGGCCUCCGCAGAAGUACAAUUACGUACCUCCCACGGUGGUAGGGCACCUGAUGGCAAAUCUGCGUUGCUCUUUAUUCGGAGAAGACGAAGAUCAAGCUGCCGACUUACCCUUACUCGACGACCUCCCGUCCGAGUUGAGCCCGGUGAAACAGCACCACAAACCGUCGAGUCCCUCCAAAUUCACCAUCUCCCAGGAGGUCGAGAAGCAGAUUCUCAGUGAAGCAACAUUGCAAAAUACAUCAGACCCUGACCUGCUCGUUCCAUCGAGCUCAAGCCAGGAACGCCGCCGCGUCUACAAUGCAACACCAGCUGCUCCUUCCCUGAAGCUCCCAUCCAAACUCCCGCCCACACCCUUCAACCGCCUGCCGAACCCAAAACCGUCGUCUGCAGCGCGGCGCUCCGUCAGGCUCUCGCAGGCCACGACAGCGAGCCAAGCCUCAAGUCCGCCGGCGUCGCCUGCGAAGACUACACGGCAGCGGAGCUCGCGAGCUCCGCUGCCCUCGUCGAGCCUGUCGCUUCUUCCUCUUGAUGACAUGGACAGUCCCAUCCAGCUACCAGCCGGGGAGUUCUCGCUGGAAACGUCGCAACUAUUGACGAAAAGCCAGAUGUUGCCGGACAGUGUGCUGCGGGAUGAAGAUCCUAUUGAGGAUGACGAGGAUGUUAUAUACGAGACGGACUAG
Molecule: messenger RNA, 2454 nt
Organism: Verticillium alfalfae VaMs.102
Lineage: Eukaryota; Fungi; Ascomycota; Sordariomycetes; Glomerellales; Plectosphaerellaceae
Exons: 1
Coding region: 1-2454 (817 amino acids)
Source: RefSeq, a predicted model, not a curated record